Messenger RNA from Alosa alosa (allis shad), 5892 nucleotides. RefSeq names its product integrin, alpha 7 (gene itga7). Gene Ontology annotation, biological process: cell adhesion mediated by integrin; cell-matrix adhesion; cell-cell adhesion. The coding region runs from base 555 to 3959 and encodes 1134 amino acids. The record is from RefSeq and is a predicted model, not a curated record. Gene Ontology annotation, molecular function: integrin binding. The transcript is spliced from 25 exons. Lineage: Eukaryota; Metazoa; Chordata; Actinopteri; Clupeiformes; Clupeidae. Gene Ontology annotation, cellular component: external side of plasma membrane; integrin complex.
GCGAGGAGGGGGUAGCCGCGCGCACACACACAGACACACACAUGCAUGCAUGCACGCUCACUCACUCACUCAGUCAUUCUCUCUCUCUCACAUACACACAUGCAUACACUCUCCCAAACACACACACACACACACACACAUGCAUGCACGUAAACUAGCACACAGACACAUUCUCAGGCAGCUCUCAGAGUGACAGGAGCACACGGACGGGACCGGACCGCAGAGAAGAGAAGAGAAAGAAAAAGCCAAAGAAGAAGGAGAGACGAGAGAGGGGAGAGAGAGAGAGAGAGAGAGAGAGAGAGAGAGAGAGAGAGAAGGAGAGAGAGAGAGAGGGAGGCCUGGAGGAGGGAGGACAGACUGGGAGAGCAAGAGAGAGAUCAGGACAACUCUGGUGUUUUUAUGCUGCUGCGGCACUAACAGCACAAGGGCCCCACUGGGGAGUCGGACUUCAGCAGGAACGGGACAGCGUCGGGGAGAGAGAAACACACACACACAUUCACACUCACACACAGACGGAGUGACAGAGACUCUGACACAGGAGCUGCACUUUGACCAUGGCUUCAGAGCACACAGUCAGAGAGGGAGAGGUCUCGCGCUCCCCCCGUCCCCUGGCCUGGAGUCAGGGAUGGGGCUGGGGCCGGCGGUGGGUCUGGGUCUGCGCCCUGCUCUCGCUGCUUACUGGACUGGGAUCAGCUUUUAACCUGGACACCUCGGCUCGACUCAUCAAGGAGGGGGCCAAAGGCAGCUUCUUUGGCUUCUCCCUCGCCUUGCACCAGCAACUCACACCAGAACCAAAGAGCUGGAUCCUGGUUGGGGCACCGAGGGCCCGAGGGGUUGGGGUUAUGGGGAACAUUCACCCAGGUGCUCUCUACCGUUGCCCCAUCACAGCAGAGGAGUUUGACUGUGAACGAGUGGACAUUGAUGGAGAUGUGAGACUAGACCGUGAGAGUAAAGACAACCAGUGGCUUGGAGUUACAGUGAAGAGCCAGGGCAUUGGAGGAAAAGUUGUGACGUGUGCCCAUCUGUAUGAGCUGAGGCAACGUGUGAGCCAGCCCUCGGAGACGCGCGACCCCAUCGGCCGCUGCUACGUGCUGAGCGAGGACCUGACGGAGCGGGACGACCUGGACGGGGGCGAGUGGAAGUUCUGCGAGGGCCGUCCCCAGGGCCACGAGCAGUUUGGCUUCUGCCAGCAGGGCAUGGCCGCCAGCUUCACGCCCGACAACAACUUCAUCCUGUUCGGGGCGCCAGGCACCUAUAACUGGAAAGGAGAGAUGCAUGUCCAGCUUCUCAACCAGACGGUGCUGGAGCUGGGCUUCUACGACGACGGCCCGUACGAGGUGGCCGACGAGAAGCAACUGAAUGCCUCGCUCAUCCCCGUGCCGUACCACAGCUACCUGGGCUUCUCGGUGGACUCGGCCAUGGGGCUGCUGAGCCGGACGGAGCUGACCUUCGUGGCGGGGGCUCCGCGGGCCAACCACACGGGCGCGGUCGUGCUCCUGCGCAAGGACAACGUGUACCGGCUGGUGCCGAAGCACAUCCUGUGGGGCGAGGAGCUGGCCUCCUCCUUUGGCUAUUCGGUGGCCACUGCUGACCUCAACAGCGAUGGGUGGACUGAUCUCAUUGUGGGGGCACCCAACUUCUUCGACCGCAAGGCAGAGAUCGGCGGUGCCGUGUACGUCUACCUGAACCCGUCCGGUCACUGGGACAUGGACCGGCCGAUCCGGCUCAACGGCACCUACGACUCCAUGUUCGGCAUGACUGUCAGCAGUGUGGGAGACCUGGACCAGGAUGGAUACGGGGAUAUCGCUGUGGGCGCUCCGUUUGAUGGGGAUGGGAAGGUGUUCAUCUACAGAGGCGCCGCCUCAGGUCUACACACCAAACCCUCUCAGGUGCUGGACGGGGUAACCGUUGGUGUCGAGCGCUUUGGCUACUCCAUCUCUGGGGGCCUGGACAUCGAUGGGAACCAGUACCCUGACCUGGUGGUGGGCUCGCUAAGCGACCAGGUGGUGCUCUACAGAUCUAGUCCGGUGAUCCACAUACUUAGAGACAUAACCAUCGAGCCCCAGUAUAUUGACCUGGAGCAGCACAACUGCAAGGGAAGAGAUGGAGUUUGUGUGGAGGUAAAAGCCUGCUUUGCAUACUCGGCACACCCUGAGACCUACACUCCACGAAUCACACUCACCGUUGUGUUUGAAGCUGACACGGAACGCAGGAAGCUGGGCCUUCCCCACAGGGUCAACUUCCUGGGCCGCAGUCGUUCCGAGCCCGAGUACGUCCACACAGAGGAGGUCAAACUGCAUGGGCAGAAACAUCCGGCAUGCCAGACCGCCACCUUCCAGCUCAAGGAGAGCCUAUGGGACAAGCUGCGUCCGAUCUCUCUGGCCAUCACACACACCAUCAAACACACCCACCACCACCGACACACCGGUCCAGAACACCUGGCCAUGCUGACCCCCGUGCUGAGCACCCACAGCUCCAACACUCUGCUCUCCGAGGUGAACUUCCUGAGAGAAGGCUGUGGGGACGAUAAGGUCUGUCAGAGCAACCUGCAGGUUGUCUGGAAGUUUGGCACUAGAGACCUUUCCUCAGCCGCCUUCUACCCUCUACCCCUUGAUGAGGAUGGGGUUCCGGUGCUCUCAUUGUUCGAUCAGAGGUUGGUGCUGCUGGAGGUGGAAGUGAGCAACUCCCCAUCUGACCCGGAGCGCCAUCAGGAGGACGGAGACGAUGCCCACGCCGCCAAGCUGCAGUUCAUUCUCCCAGAAACGCUGUCCUACUCCCAAGUCAGAGGGCACAGCCAGCAGGUGGUGUGUGCAGCCAACCAGAAUGGCUCCCAGGUUGACUGUGAACUGGGCAACCCAUUCAAGAGAGAUGGAUUGUUGAGAUUCUACAUCGCUCUAAGCACAUCUGAAAUCACCAUUGAGACCACAGAGCUGUCAGUUGAUCUCAUUAUGUCAACCAUCAGUGAGCAGCCUGACCUUGCCCCUAUCACAGCCAAAGCUAGAGUGGUGAUAGAGGUCCCCCUGUCUGUCAGUGGCCAUGCCCGCCCCCAUCACCUGUUCUUCAGUGGGGCUGUGAGGGGAGAGAGUGCAAUGAGCUCGCUGGACCAAGUAGGAAGUCCUGUGGAAAUCGAGUUCCUGGUGACCAGCACUGGCCAAACACUACACACUCUUGGCUCCGCCUUCCUGAACAUCAUGUGGCCCCAUGAGCUGGAAAAUGGCAAGUGGCUGCUCUACCCCACAGGGGCAGAGUCAGAGGACCCCUCUCUCAGUCGCUGCAUCGCCACCUCGGCCCUCAACCCCCUCCUCAUCGGCUCUGAGGACCCCUCGCGGCCCGCCAACCUCAAGGCCUUCAGACGGAAAGCUCGCUCCUACCCAGAGGAGGAAGGAGAGGCCAUGAGCAAGGGCAGCGCAGAGAGAACUACUCCUGCUGUGGCCGCCUCAGAGAGACGCAAGUCCCUGAAACUGGACUGCCUGCUAGGCUCAGCACGCUGCAUGCUGUUUCGCUGUCCCCUGCACAGUGUGUCAGGCCACGCAUCGCUAAAGAUCAAAGCCCGCUUGUGGAACAGCACCUUCAUUGAGGAGUUCCCCUCAGUCAGUGCCCUGGAGCUGCUGGUCCGAGCCAACAUCUCAGUGAAGUCCACCCUCAAACACCUGGUGCUCAGAGACACGACAGCACAGAUCCCAGUGAUGAUCUACCCAGAGCACAGCCUCUUAGACCAGUACACCAUCCCCUGGUGGAUCAUCCUCAUCGCCAUCCUGGCCGGCAUCUUCGUCCUGGCGCUGCUGGUUUGGUUAUUGUGGAAGUGUGGCUUUUUCCGGAGGGCUCAAUAUAAAGACAAAGUGCCUCAGUACCACGCGGUGAAGAUCCCUCGGCAGGACCGGCCACAGUUCCAGGAUGAGAAGUCUGUCAAUUUACACAAAAAAGAAUGGGCUACACACUGGAGCGAUGGCACAUCCUGAGUCACAAACACACACACACACGCACACGCACACACACACACACACACACACACACACACACACACACACACACACACACUCUGCUGUGUAUGCAGAGGCUUUGCUGUGCAGAGACUGAUUGUGGUUUUGUGCACUCUUUGAGACACCCUCAGCAUCCAGGCAUGUGCACUGAGCUUCACACAAUGAUGAUUCAAUUGCACUGCUGCCAACCCAUGGAUACAUGUUCGACUGAGUGCACAGGUGCACAGGCUUUAUUUUACACUUGCAUACACACACACACACACACACACACACACACACACACACACACACACACAUACACACACACACACACACACACACACACACACACACACACACACACACACACACACACACACAUAUACAUAGACAGACAGACAAUGUACUCCAGCAAAUACUAAUCAAUGAGACCAUUUCGAAGACAUGCUUGUCAGUGAUGCGUUUCAAUAUUCAUUGAACUGACACAGACUGAUCGACCAAAGGAACAGUAUAGAUUGAGAUGCUUCACACACUUGAUUGAACAUACUCCACAAAAAUGAAGACAAUUCGAAAGUACUACUAAAAGGAAAAACACACACACAAACACACACACACACACAAACACAUACACACAUGUACAUAGACACAGCCUAUAUACAGUACAAGUACACUGUCCAGUACACAAGUUUUGCCUUAAUAGAGUGUGAAUGGCAAAAAUACUGUAAAAUACAACUGUUACGUAACUUCAUUUUUUGUUAACUUAUAGUUUUCUUUGAGGCAGCACUGGUAGUAGUACUGUACAUACAUAGAAACAGAAAGGCAAGGUGAGGCUACUAAACAGACAUAUCUCACUCACAAUAUUAGACUAUCUGUGGUUAGGGUCACAGAACAGGCCUGUGUACAUACCGUAGACUGUUUCAAUGAACAAUCAGGCAUGACCUGCCUUAACUUACCCCAUUCAUGCCAUAUACUGCGUAGUACAUGAAGGGAAAAAAUCAACGCAAAGGCCUAUAGUGCAGCAUACAAUGGCCAGAUUGUCUGCAAAGCAUCCAAUUUUUUUAUAAAAAAUGGAUUAAUUAAUUUAAAAUGGAUUGAAUCCUUACAUAUAAUUAGGUAGGCCUAGUUGCCCAGAAUUACACCACACUUUUACACAGUUUUCCAUCGGUUUACGUAUUUGUAUGUUUUUAAGAGAGGAUCUAUGUCCCUUGUGUUACUAAUAGUUUUACCAGAGCACUGCAGAUUAUUACUUUUGCUCAUUUUUAGUUGUGUCUUCUGGUCUAAAAGUGCCUUAACAUAGUAAUGAUGAAAGUCAGAAUUAGAGAGGGAGAAUGAGAUAAAUAGUUAUCUCUCCUCUUCUCCUGAAAUCAGAGCUAGAGUACAUCCUGGGUUGGUUUGAAGAGACGGAUUAUUGAAACAUCCAGUGUCCUGAUAUCUGCAUUGGAUGCAGACCUAAAGGUGAAAGUUUAUGUGCAUAGACAUUGCUGGACAAUCUUGUAUUAGCUGCAUGGUCAAACUUUGCUGUAAACACUUGUUUGUCAUGAUCUUAUGUUUAUUUAUUUGUGACUGACUCUACUGUUGUACUAUUUGUAAAUAAAACAAAUUCUUGGAAAUUAAUGCCUACAUAAAACAGUGAGUAUAGGGCGAGUGAGCAUCAGUUAACGACCUGCAGUACAUAUUUUGGGCAGUAGAGGGCAAGCAUGUUAUAGCUUGUCAUGACAAUGAGAGCAUCCUCUGAAAAGGAAUAUUUGAAUAUUUUUCAAUGUAAAAGCCUUUCAUAGAUAUGAAACUGUUGCCAACUAACGUAUAAGUUUACUACAUCUGAAACGUUAAAACGGAAGAUAUUCUUUUUAUAAACAAUACUGUACAUAGCCUAAUACUUGAAAGAAUAUCUCACAACUGUAUAUUUGAACUCAAUAAACUAAUACUGCCUGUG